Molecule: messenger RNA, 19015 nt
Organism: Coregonus sp. 'balchen'
Lineage: Eukaryota; Metazoa; Chordata; Actinopteri; Salmoniformes; Salmonidae
Source: the annotation of a GenBank genome assembly
AGGAUCUCUAGUGGCACAGCUAGCACUGCGAUGCAGUGCCUUAGACCACUGCGCCACUCUGGAGGCCGCACUAAUAUAUAUUUAAAUAUGUCAUUCUUGUUUGCCUUCAAUCUACUUUUCCCUUCCAUUAAGGUUAUUUUGAAGAGCACCACCCUGACAGUCACCAAUGGCAGUCGCAGUGCCUAAACUCUCCAGCGGUGCUGUUGUCAAAAUCCGCUACAACAGCAUAGAUGUGGGCACCACUCGAUGGAAGGAGGGGACUUUUGAGGUUCUUGAGAAGGAUAACAAAGUCAACCUGUGCCUGAAGUUCUGUGCUGGUGGUGCAGCCAAAAGUUUCCAGGUAUUGUAUGAUAGUGUUUUCCCCAUACUCGCUCAUUUCACAUAACAAAAUGGCAUGCUUACAUUGGACUUGAAUAGCUGAGAAAUCGUGUGUGUUAAGGCACUCUGAAGGUAUAUUUUAAUUAUGUUACUAUGCUUUCAGCUCAACCAUAAUGUGAAUAAUGUCGUGAUGCAGCCCAUACACACUAUGAGACGAAUUGUGGUGACUCUGAAGGAUGACAGCAUAGUCACCCUUGAGAGAGUUCCCCCUGUUUUGGCUGAGAAAAUGAAAGAUUACCUUGAGAAGCUGAAGCAUGGAAAAUCAACCGGUAACAAUCUAUUGGAAAUUGUAGAUCAUUUUGUAGUUUCUUUUAAGCUGUUUCUUAAAGUUGCAGCAUGGAACUGGUUCGUCUGCUGGAAAGUAAGUGUUGUUUUCUUGUAGUUCUAAAGACCUCCCAGGGAAGUGCCAGCUUUGGUGUGCUCGGGAAUCGAUCCGUAAAGAACGAGACUAGUCAGCCUGGAGAACGACAAGUAAAUAAUUGCAUUUAGAAUACACCUGUCAUUUAAAACCACACUGGUUGUUGUACCUCUGACAAGCUCAUCUGCUUAAACUCUGCCUCUGUAUCAGACAACACCCAGACGACCCAGUGUGGACAACAGGGAGGAGACGACCACCCGCAAGCCCCUGGGUAGCCCCAGUAGAGGGACCUCCACACCUGCCCGCAGUGGACUGUCUGAGAACAGGUAGGCAAUCCCUCCCCUUCAGGCACACUGCCCCCCCCCCCCACCACCCAGGUAGAUAAACCACCACACUCUGGCUGCGUCCUGAUUCUCCACCCUUCUCCUGAAGUGUACACUCACAUUCUCCCCCCUCACAGAUUUACAAGGGAGGGACUGGUGGUGUAAUGAGUAAUUAGAGCAGUAAAAAUAAACGUUGUCAUACCCGUGGUAUACGGUCUGAUAUACCACAGCUGUAAGCCAAUCAGCAUUCAGGGUUCGAACCACCCAGUUUAUAAUAUAAAAUAUAUACAGUGAGGACGAGAAGUAUUUGGACAGCGACAGCUUUUUUGUUGUUUCGGUUCUGUAUUCCAGCACUUUGGAUUUGAAAUGAUACAAUGACUAUGAGGUUAAAGUGCAGACUGUCAGCUUUAAUUUGGGGGUAUUUUCAUCCAUAUCGGGUGAGCCGUUUAGAAUUUACAGCACUUUUUGUACAUAAUACUCUACAAACAUGUUGGAUGCAUUUACAGUUUGUUUUGGUUGUUUAUGAUUUAUUUUGUGCCCAAUAGAAAUGUGGGUAGAGUUGAACUGACUGCAUAAAUAAUAAACAGAGUAGCAGCAGCGUAAAAGAGGGGCUUGGGGUGGGGUGGCAAUGCAAAUAGUCUGGGUAGCCAUGAUUUAGCUGUUCAGGAGUGUUAUGGCUUGGGGGUAGACGCCGUUAAGAAACCUUUUGGACCUAGACUUGGUGCUCCGGUACCCCUGAUGAAAAUACCCUGAAAUUAAAGCUGACUAUCUGCACUUUAACCUCAUAGUCAUUGUAUCAUUUCAAAUCCAAAGUGCUGGCGUACAGAGCUAAAACAACCCAAAAAAAGGUCACUGUCCAAAUACUUUUGGACCUCACUGCAUUUCAUUUAGCAGACGCUUUUAUCCAAAGCGACUUAGUCAUGCGUGCAUACAUUUUACAUAUGGGUGGCCCCAGCGGGAAUCGACCCCACAACCCUUGGCGUUGUAAGUGCAAUGCUCUACGGACUGAGUCACACAGGACCACUUUCCAACUCUCCUCCCCUCUCACUAGCCUUUCCCCUGAGAUAACUUUUCUUCGUUUGAUAGUGGCUUUAGUCUUUUUGCAUUUAUUGGUCUCAUAACCACUCUUAAUGCUGUGUUUGCCCCCUCAGGAAUGAGAAGAGGAAGAGACUCCACAUCUCUGACAGCGACCUGACUGAGGACUACCCCAAGGAGAAUGACUCAUCCAGGUAUGUCAAAGGCAAUAUGUUACUCUACCAAGCAAAGUUUUGGGUUGAUUUCACAUCCCUUCAUGUCAAUUUAGGAAUUGAAAUGCAAUCCUAUGAUAAUGUCAUAUCCAUAGUCCACUGAUCGGUAUUGACAAGGAAUGCACCAAACACUGCUACCAUUACUGGGAUAUGAACACUAUUAUACCAUGGGAAAUAAAUGAGGGACAAUUGUAGUGAAACAGUUGUGCUUCACUUAAUUUAAACUGUUUCUUUAAUCUUACUUUAUCUCAGCAACAACAAGGCCACGUCGGACCCCUCCAGGAAGUUUCUGCUGAGCUGCAAAGACAAGCUGAAACAGGCGGAGGAGAACCGUAGCUCAGGUAAGACCCUCAGUCAGUCUUGUACACAUACAAAGUGAGAUGUCCUUCUCCAGACUAGAACAGUGCCGUCUCCAGAUGCCCGGUCUGAUAACUGUCUGCGUUUCCCACCAGUUUCACUGGUCCCGGCACCACUUCAGCCCACGUCAUUCUAUGGCAGCCGAUCGGUGACCAAAGACUACUCCACGAGUCACUCCUUUCUAGACAGGUAAGUUGUUUUUUUUUUUAACCUUUAUUUAACCAGGUUGUCUUAUUGGUGUUAAGAAUACAUUCUUAUGUAUCAUUAAGAUGCUGCCACACCUUCAGUUCGUCAACAUUUGUUGUCCCCCCCCACAGGCCAUCCAGUACAUCCCAGACCCCCUCGGCUAAGAGAAGUCUCAUGUUACCCAAUCACUCAACCCCCUUCAAGAAAGUGCGCCCCACGCUGGACUACGGUGGAUGGAACAAGCCGAGACCGUCCACUCUGGCCCAGCCCCAGCCUCCACUGCAAGGGUAAGGAGACAUCCCAGGGUUAUAUUGGUGAUUCUGAAGUUAACCUCCAUAGUCAAUGAGGGGCUUUUCUUGUGCUGCCUACCUAUCAGAAAUUAGCGAUUUACUAUAACCGUUCAUGCUUGUUAUGAAUAUGCCACUUUCAUUUCACAACAUUUAUCCUUACCACCAGUGGUUGUAUUGGUGGUACAGAGAUGGAGUAUAACUCAAAUGUCCUCUAACAUCUUUGCUGCAGAUUCUCCAACCUGGGCAACACGUGUUACAUGAACGCCAUCCUCCAGUCUCUCUUCAGCCUGCCGUCGUUCUCCAAUGAUCUGCUGAAGCAGGGAAUCCCAUGGAAAAAGGUCCCCGCCAACGCCCUGCUCAGGUAGCCUGCUGUUAGUGCUUCAGCAGUCACCCUCUUCAGCUAACCCCAUAACUGAAUAUAGGAAACUGUCAUUAGUUUGAUCAAUUCAACUGUCAUCAUCUUGUUUCUCUUUCUCUUGAACACUGAAAAUAUUUCUACUUUUCCAAGGGAUGCACCUUUUUAAAAAUCUGUUUUGGUGGCUUAGUGAUGUCAUAGCUAUGACUCCACAUUUACCAAAUUAACUGCUUAGCUGACUUGUGUAACUGCCCUUCGCACUUACGGACCCCCUCCCUCCUGUGCAUGCAGGCGCUUUGCCCACUUGCUGGCUAAGAAGGACAUCUCGUGCCCCGAGGUGAAGAAAGACCUGCUGAGGAGAGUGAAGAGUGCCAUCUCCUCCACGGCCGAGCGCUUCUCUGGAUACAUGCAGAACGUAAGACCUCCAAUAUUAACACAACGACCACCGUUUAGGCUCUUAAGCGGUCUACUCGCUCACGUGGUGGCUUCCUCAUCCUCUCUCCCUCUCUCUCCAGGAUGCCCAUGAGUUUUUGAGCCAGUGCUUGGACCAGCUGAAGGAGGACGUGGAGAAAGUGAACAAGAGCUGGAAGAGCGAGUCACCAGCGGCCGCGUGGGACGAGCCUCCCCAGCAGGCGGCCGCAGCCCGGCCCGGGGAGGAAGCGGACACCUCGCGCAUCUACACCUGCCCUGUGGUGGUAAACAUGGAGUUUGAGGUGCAGCACACCAUCACCUGCAAAGGGUGAGUGAGUUGUCCCCUUUUCAGACUGUGGAUUCCUGGGUGGUACGUCUCUUCCCUGAUGGUAAAUAAAAUAAUGGAUCUCCAUUACACACUGUGUAUUAGACAUAAAAAAAAUACGUCAAAAGAUUUUCUCAUAAGAGUCCAUUCCUUUAGUUUUUGUGAUAUUACCUUUCCUAAGCAUAUAAAGUUGUCAUAAAGACUGACUGGUUGUCAUGUUAUAACAAAGGUUGUGCUGUUAUGUGUGGUUUCAGCUGUGGCGAGGUGGUGACCAAGCGGGAGCAGUUCAACGACCUGUCCAUCGACCUGCCUCGCAGGAAGAAGACCAUCCCUCUCCGGUCCAUCCAGGACUCUCUGGACCUCUUCUUCAGGGUGCGUGCCCACUGUCCCCACAAACCACCAGGCUAGCUCCUGUCCCCACAAACCACCAGGCUAGCUCCUGUCCCCACAAACCACCAGGCUAGCUCCUGUCCCCACAAACCACCAGGCUAGCUCCUGUCCCCACAAACCACCAGGCUAGCUCCUGUCCAAAUAUAUAUACACUAAAGGCAAUGAAACAGUCCACCUAGUAUUCUAAUGUUAAUAUGAAGUAGAUGAGUUGAAUCUGUCUGUGUAUUCCAGAUCGAGGAAAUCGAGUAUUCGUGUGAGAAGUGCAGCGGGAAAGCGGCGACAGUGACUCAUAAAUUCAGCCGACUCCCCAGGUAUGCCCAUUUGUCUACAACCGUGAUCUUUAGCCCUGGUGUUAACAAUACCAACUUUAUACUAAGCUGAUCAUUCACCUGGGUUGUCUUAAUUGAAAUUGCACCCUAUUCCCUAUAUAGUGCAUGGGAAUAGGGUGCCAUUUGGGACAUUGCCGUGGCUAAAGUGAAUGAGAAAGCGGUAUUGGGUUCUACAGAAAAACCCUAAAUCCAUUAUUUUCCUUUCUAUCUUUUCCCUCAUGCAGAGUUCUGAUCCUGCACCUGAAGCGCUACAGCUUCAACGCCCAGCUGUCACUGAACAGUAAGCUAGGCCAGCAGGUGAUGAUCCCUCGCUACCUCACGCUGCUUUCCCACUGCACGGACGCCACCCGCCCCCCACUCAGUCUCGGCUGGAGCGCACACGCCGCCAUGUAAGAAACACCCCCACCAGCAGAUUUAGAGACGGUGAACAUUGUCCCAAUGUUUGCGGCAUAAUAUACUAUUAGAAAUUUUCUUUGGAAGUCACCACACACGGGUCUUCAACAACAUUAUUUGGACAUUUAGCAUACAGUGAGGGAAAAAAGUAUUUGAUCCCCUGCUGAUUUUGUACAUUUGCCCACUGACAAAGACAUGAUCAGUCUAUCAUUUUAAUGGUAGGUUUAUUUGAACAGAAUAACAACAAAAACCAGAAAAACGCAUGUCAAAAAUGUUAUAAAUUGAUUAGCAUUUUAAUUAGGGAAAUAAGUAUUUGACCCCUCUGCAAAACAUGACUUAGUACUUGGUGGCAAAACCCUUGUUGGCAAUCACAGUUGGCCACCAGGUUUGCACACAUCUCAGGAGGGAUUUUGUCCCACUCCUCUUUGCAGAUCUUCUCCAAGUCAUUAAGGUUUCGAGGCUGACAUUUGGCAACUCGAACCUUCAGCUCCCUCCACAGAUUUUCUAUGGGAUUAAGGUCUGGAGACUGGCUAGGCCACUCCAGGACCUUAAUGUGCUUCUUCUUGAGCCACUCCUUUGUUGCCUUGGCUGUGUGUUUUGGGUCAUUGUCAUGCUGGAAUACCCAUCCACGACCCAUUUUCAAUGCCCUGGCUGAGGGAAGGAGGUUCUCACCCAAGAUUUGAUGGUACAUGGCCCCGUCCAUCGUCCCUUUGAUGCAGUGAAGUUGUCCUGUCCCCAUAGCAGAAAAACACCCCCAAAGCAUAAUGUUUCCACCUCCAUGUUUGACGGUGGGGAUGAUGUUCUUGGGGUCAUAGGCAGCAUUCCUCCUCCUCCAAACACGGCGAGUUGAGUUGAUGCCAAAGAGCUCGAUUUUGGUCUCAUCUGUCCACAACACUUUCACCCAGUUCUCCCCUGAAUCAUUCAUAUGUUCAUUGGCAAACUUCAGAUGGGCCUGUAUAUGUGCUUUCUUGAGCAGGGGGACCUUGCGGGCGCUGCAGGAUUUCAGUCCUUCACCUUCACGGCGUAGUGUGUUACCAAUUGUUUUCUUGGUGACUACUGUUGUCACCUUCUCACCAAGCUGCUUGGCGAUGGUCUUGUAGCCCAUUCCAGCCUUGUGUAAGUCUACAAUCUUGUCCCUGACAUCCUUGGAGAGCUCUUUGGUCUUGGCCAUGGUGGAGAGUUUGGAAUCUGAUUGAUUGAUUGCUUCUGUGGACAGGUGUCUUUUAUACAGGUAACAAGCUGAGAUUAGGAGCACUCCCUUUAAGAGUGUGCUCCUAAUCUCAGCUCGUUACCUGUAUAAAAGACACCUGGGAGCCAGAAAUCUUUCUGAUUGAGAGGGGGUCAAAUACUUAUUUCCCUCAUUAAAAUGCAAAUCAAUUUAUAACAUUUUUGACAUGUGUUUUUCUGGAUUUUUUUGUUGUUAUUCUGUCACACUGUUCAAAUAAACCUACCAUUAAAAUUAUAGACUGAUAAUUUCUUUGUCAGUGGGCAAACGUACAAAAUCAACAGGGGAUCAAAUACUUUUUUCCCUCACUGUAGCACUGUUUUCUAACCUACCACGCUCUGUUUUUUUGUACAGGUCACGAACACUGAAGGCCUCCCAGUCGGUGAACUCCUCCUCACUACUUCGGUAAGCCAUUCAUUCAACCUCUCUCUAACAACAUGGAAUCACUAACACACCCUUUUACCUCCAACCCAGGAAGGCAGAUGUUUUCGUGAUUGGGCGCAAAGUGUAGAUGUUUGGUUUCUUCUAACUACUGUUUUUAUUUCCUUCCUCCAGGAAAGUGUCUCUGAAGGCGGGGGGCAGCUCCAGCACUAUCCUGGUGGACUCUGACAGCGAGGAGGAGCUGAGCCGGAAGGCGGUGAGCCGCAAGCGCCGCCUCAGCGAAUGUCUGCCCGAUGAAGACAGAGCAGACGAGGUGGGGGCACCAGAGGGACCAGGGGGGAAAAGAUACAUUACUACACCCUAACCGCUGACAUGGCCAGGUUGAAAGGCCAGGUGUUUAGUGUGUGACAUGGUGGGCUCUGGUUGUGUGUUUAGGUCCAGCGAGGCUUGCACCACACAGACGCGUCAGACUUCAACAGCAUCAACGAUGAGGAAAUGCUGGCGGCGGUGCUGGAAAUGAGUCGCCAGGACGCUGGGCUCUCCUGCCCCGCCCCUGAGGACGAGCCAACCAGCAGCCCUGAUACGGGCUUCGGAGAUGCCGACCCCGAAGCCCAGGAGAGGAACUACCACGCAGACCUGCUGGAGACGGACACUAAGCCGUCUGCAGGUAACCACCCAUCUCAGAAACACACACUCACCAGCCAGGAGGGACAGGGAGGUGUCAGCUGAAACAGAUAGUUCACAAAAAUAUUUUUUUGAGACUACACACCAAAACAGCUCUCUGUAGUUACUUACUAGAUGCCCAUUCAUUUCAUUGAACUAUGCUAUACUAAGUCAUGAAGACUAUAGACUUGAAUUAGGCAAAACGCAUGCAGAAGCCUCUGUUUUUAAAUGUGUGUUUCACCAACCAAUGCUCAAUGGAGUGUGUAUCUGUGUGUGUAGAUGUGCUGGACUCCCUGGACCUGACCAUGGACGAGAACAAGGAGAACCAGACCCCCGAGGGGGUGCAGGGGGAUCUGGACUGGGUGCAGCAGUAUAGCCUGGAGCAGGAGAGGGAGGAGCAGGAGCUGCAGCAAGCCCUGGCCCAGAGCCUGCAGGAGCACGUAAGACUCAACACACACACUAGGACAUUACAGAGAGAGACCCCCUAUACAGCUCUACCCUUGGACAUUUUACUGUAGGGGAAACCUGAUGUUGGUGGUUCACCGAUGUUUUUGUAAUGUAGGCUAAUCCUCCUUCUGUAAUGUUUUGGUGAUCCACAAGAAAAACAAAAAUCUGUGUCUUGAGCUCGGACCCACCAUCACUAUAUAGGGCCAAUGCCACCUAUGUGAACUUUUGAGAGAGAGAGCCGGACAGGACAGCUGGUUAUUGCAUCACCAUGACGCAAACCUGACAUUUGCGAUGUGUGGUUUCUCCUACAGGAAGCCCAAGAGAUGAGGGAGGAUGACGACCUGAAGAGAGCCACAGAGCUCAGCCUGCAAGGUACAGCAUAGACACUGCUACCCCUUUUUAAGCCAAUACGCAGCUUCACUAAAGUAAAGUAGUGUGUGUCUGUGUUUGCACAUUUUGACAUGUCUUGAUUCUCCCUCGUUGUUCUCCGCCCUCCCAGAGUUCAACAAUUCGUUGCCGGAGCUGCUGUGUUCAGACGAGGACUCUGGGAACGAGGAGGUGCUGGACAUGGAGUACAGCGAAGCAGAGACCGAGGAUCUGAAGAGAAAUGCUGAGGUACGGAGUCACCCUCCUACUUUUCUCUCCCACACUAACCUUCACCAGAGGCCUCAUUUAUCAACUGCAUACAUUUCACUAAAUUCAGAUUUACGUGAAGAUUCUAGGACUUGCGUGGCAACAAAUUAUUGGGAUUUCGCAAACUGUCGUAUGCAACAUACAGUUGGAAGUCGGCGGUUUACAUACACCUUAGCCAAAUACAUUUAAACUCAGUUUUUCACCAUUUCUGACAUUUAAUCCUAGUAGAAAUUCCCUGUCUUAGGUCAGUUAGGAUCACCACUUUAUUUUAAGAAUGUGAAAUGUCAGAAUAAUAGUAGAGAGAAUGAUUUAUUUCAGCUUUUAUUUAUUUCAUCACAUUCCCAGUGGGUCAGAAGUUUACAUACACUCAUUUAGUAUUUGGUUGCGUUGCCUUUAAAUUGUUUAACUUCGGUCAAACGUUUCGGGUAGCCUUCCACAAACUUCCCACAAUAAGUUGCAUUUUGGCCCAUUCCUCCUGACAGAGCUGGUGUAACUGAGUCAGGUUUGUAGGCCUCCUUGCUCGCACACGCUUUUUCAGUUCUGCCCACAUAUGUUCAAUAGGAUUGAGGUCAGGGCUUUGUGAUGGCCACUCCCAAUACCUUGACUUUGUUGUCCUUAAGCCAUUUUGCCACAACUUUGGAAGUAUGCUUGGGGUCAUUGUCCAUUUGGAAGACCCAUUUGCGACCAAGCUUUAACUUCCUGACUGAUGUAUUGAGAUGUUGCUUCAAUAUAUCCACAUAAUUUUCCUUCCUCAUGAUGCCAUCUAUUUUGUGAAGUGCACCAGUCUCUCCUGCAGCAAAGCACCCCCACAGCAUGAUGCUGUCACCCCCAGUGCUUCACGGUUGGGAUGGUGUUCUUGCAACCGACCCCCUUUUCCCUCCAAACAUAACGAUGGUCAUUAUGGCCAAACAGUUCUAUUUUUGUUUCAUCAGACCAGACGACAUUUCUCCAAAAAGUACAAUCUUUGUCCCCAUGUGCAGUUGCAAACCGUAGUCUGGCUUUUUUAUGGCGGUUUUGGAGCAGUGGUUUCUUCCUUGCUGAGUGGCCUUUCAGGUUAUGUCGAUAUAGGACUCAUUUUACUGUGGAUAUAGAUACUUUUGUACCUGUUUCCUCCAGCAUCUUCACAGGGUCCUUUGCUGUUGUUCUGGGAUUCAUUUGCACUUUUUCGCACCAAAGUACGUUCAUUUCUAGGAGACAGAAUGCAUCUCCUUCCUGAGCGGUAUGAUGGCUGCGUGGUCCCAUGGUGUUUACACUUGCGUACUAUUGUUUGUACAGAUGAACGUGGUACCUUCAGGCGUUUGGAAAUUGCUCCCAAGGAUGAACCAGACUUGUGGAGGUCUACAAUUUUUUUUCUGAGGUCUUGGCUGAUUUCUUUUGAUUUUCCUAUGAUGUCAAGCAAAGAGGCACUGAGUUUGAAGGUAGGCAUUGAAAUACAUCCACAGGUACACCUCCAAUUGACUCAAAUGAUGUCAAUUAGCCUAUCAGAAGCUUCUAAAGCCAUGACAUCAUCAACUUAGUGUAUGUAAACUUCUUACCCACUGGAAUUGUGAUACAGUGAAUUAUAAGUGAAAUAAUCCUAACCGACUUGCCAAAAGAUGUCCUAACCGACUUGCCAAAACUAUAGUUUGUUAACAAGAAAUUUGUGUAGUGGUUCAAAAUUAGUUUUAAUGACUCCAACCUAAGUGUAUGUUAACUUCUGACUUCAGCUGUAUAUGCAUGUUUUCAUUGAUUAAUCAGAGCCCUACUAUAUUUGUGCGCUCGUGAACGAGCGUUACAAUACCGCCUGGAAAAUGCACUUUUAUGGUAACAAAAACACCCUCAUUUGCUGUAUGAUUUAGAGAUGUUGGAACUGGGUCAUGAUAGUUUCUAAAAUAAAGUGCAAUUUGAUCAGAUUUUGACCUUUAUCUCCUGAAUGUUUUGGCAUUGCGGUCCAAAAAGUCAUUUUCUGACCUCUUCUUCCAUGGGCAAACGUAUAAAAAGUUUUGAUUAAAUCAAAAGGGAUGCAGUCAAAAAAGAAUUGAAUUAAAAUGGAUUUACCCCUGAACAAUGUUUUGUAUGCAUUAUUACAGUGGUCACCAACCUUUUCUGAGCAGAGAUCACGUUGAGUCAAAAUGCAGGCCGAGAUCUACCGCUCAUUCUUUUUUUGUAACAUUCUUAAAAAACGUAAGCCUAUGCAACAUUAACCUAUUAAAAACUAUUCUGUAGCAAUGAGGUAUGUGCAGUAGGCUAUAAGCACAAUACAUUAUCACUGCAUAUUGGCUAUGCUUGAAUUGCCCUGCCAAUGGCAUUGCAAUGUUCUUCUCAGACAAUUUUAGGUAUAUGAUCACACUGGUAAUGGAUAAUGUGUUGUAUUUACUUUUAUUUUACUGGACUGAUGGUGCCUGCAUCUUGAUUGUCAGUCUCAGCGUCGGGAGAGACCAAAAAGGAGACUCUUCCAGCUGAUGGCAGAACUCGGAGUCACACUUAAUUAUUUCUGCCUCAUGCACCAAUUCAUGUUGUUACUCGGAUGACCAGAGAACGUGAAAUAUUCCUUGAUUAUAGUAAAAAGGACAAGCCGCUAAUAAAAACGCAAGCCUAUCGAUAACACUUUGUAGCACGAGUGGAUAGGGAGAAGCGUGUUUUAUGGCUUAUUAAAGUGUUGAAUAAAAAGGUGAACAUGAACUCACUCACUCAUAAAAACAGCAUCUAUUUGCUGUAUUCGCAGACAGUCUCUAGUCAUGGUUUUAAACGUUUUGAAAUCUCACAGUAUCAACUUCGCUGUGGGCUCGUGGAAGCUACACAGUGAUCUGAGAUAUCUGAUUGGCCCGCUGGGUAGGCGGAGUUUGUACCUUCAGACACAUGAAAUGGUUCAAAAAGGGGGGUGAGCAACUUGGCAUUUGUAACAAAGCGCAGGGAUGCAUGAUAAACUGAGUCCAGCCUCUGUAACACAAAAGGGGCUGCAUGCAUGUACAAGAAGUCACCAUAGUCAAUAACCGAAAGAAAAGUGGCUUGAACAAGCUUCUUUCUAGCCUCAAAAGGAAAGCAAGCCUUGUUACGAAAAUAAAACCCACAUUUUAAGUUUAAGCUUCUUCACAAGAUUAUCCAUAUGAACUUUUUAGGUUGACUUAUCGUCCAACCAUAUACUGUUUCUAGGUAUAUGUAGGAUGACACCUUUUCAAUGGAUGUUCUGGUACGCUGAGUUUUCGUCACUGAUCUUUUGGACAAAUCACAAUUUCGCAGACGCUCGCAUUUUUUGAAUUUCGGAAGGAGUGGGGACAUUUGGCCCAUAAACUUGUCUGAAACUGGCUGAGAGUUUCCGUUUAGGGGGCUGGACAAUAGGUUUGGGCGGUAUUCUGAUUUCCAUACUGUAUUACCGGCAGUGCACACAAGGGGUGCUAUUUCUUUCCAAAUGUAUAGUUUUAUUAUGCUAACAAAAGUACUAGCAAAUUCCUAUAGCGGACGCAAGCUAAAUGCUAAGAAGCGCAAGCGAACAUAAACUAAAUGCAAGGACAGAGAACCCAGCUCAUAAAGUUAUAUACCGGUAACUAUCUCAAAAGGAUACUCACACUUGAACCAGGAUGGGAUUGUCUCUGCUUUAACCAAGAAGCUUGAUCUUGCAAGCUAGCCAACUAUAGCUAACAAGUUAGCUAACCAAAUGCAUAGCUGGGGCCCUGAGCUGAAGAAAAUGUAUUUGAAUGUAUAGAUAGUUAACUUAUAGUUAGUUAUAAGCUAUUUAGCUGGCAAACAUUAGUAGUGGAUUAGUAGAGAAUUUGAUCACCUCUUGUGCUGCUCAACAGUGGAUCGUCACGUGCUCUUUGUAAAUAAACAAACCAUGUGACUGGCUCAAUUGAAUUUGUGAAUAUAAUACUUUUUUGUAUAAAACAUUUUUGGGACAGUAUUGCAAAUCAUACCGUCCGUAUUUCAAAAUACCCAGUUGUGUGGUAUAUAUCGCCCAAGCUUAGUGGAGGCUUCGCUAGUUUUGUUAAAAUCUUUUCUAACGUGUCCCCCAAUAAUUUCAUAAAGAAUCUGAUGCAAUUACGCAAGAUUUGAGUUCUGGGUGUCCAAGAUUACAGAAACAUUUUGAAAUGGAGUGAAACAGCCCAGCUGAACACCUCUUCCUUUUCUUGUUCCCAGAGCGGAGACUUGGCCAACUCGUUCCGGCUGAUCAGUGUAGUCAGUCACAUUGGGAGCAGCUCCUCCUCUGGUAAGCACUGCCCUGCCUAUAGACCACAGUCUGCUAAGAUAUAUGGCUAUGUUACGAGACACCGUUAUUUGUGGUUACCAGAAAUGAGUGCAAUAUAUUAAUGUUAUGAUUCUGUUUUGGUAACGACUGAUAUCUGUGCAUCUCAUAACUACUGUGUAGCAGGAGCCACAGAUUAUCAAUCAUCUGUAAACAAAUGUAAAGCAUAAAAGUAAAAUGUGUCAGCUGAGGCAGCAUACGAGGACGAUACCAUGAGAACCCAAGACACUGGAUACUUGUAGUCUAAUAUUAACCUAUAAUUCUAUCUCCGGACCCUCAGGCCAUUACAUCAGCGACGUGUACGACAUGAAGAAGCAGUCGUGGCUGACCUACAACGACCUGGACGUGUCGCGCACGCAGGAGGCCACGGUGCAGAGAGACCGCGACCGCAGCGGAUACAUCUUCUUCUACAUGCACAAGUUAGUCUCCUUCUCCCAGCUUCAGUUGUGUGCUGGGUUGUGUUCCUUUGGUGCAACAAUGUGAAAUGUGUCCAAUAAGAAAGCAGAUUUUCAAUUUCAGUUGCAAAAUGUUUUUGUACAGUGUCCCCUACUGAACACAACCCUGUUCUCUUAUGAUAAGUGAUAAACCACCAGCCUCCCACCAUAUGCCCUAUACCAGUCUGUCUGAGUGACUGAGUAUAAUCCAGUGGAGGCUGAGAGAGACCCAGCUCUAGUAAGCAGGGCUGUCCAUACCGAUUGGCAACUCUGAGCAGAAGCUGGAAUAAAAUCCCCCCUCUUUCAUGCUAUUAGAAAAGCUUAUUUGUUCAAAUUUCUUUCUGUUUUGUCAGGAAAAAAAAGUGGGAAAGUGAAACAUUCUGGUAACUGGAAGUUUGCUGGGGGGUUUUAAGAUCAGGACAUUAAUAAAACUAAAGUUGUACAUUCAGUUAUUGUGUGCGAUAUUGUGGGGAACUUAGUGUAAUGUGUGUAUCCUAUCAUACACUGGAACCCACUGUAAGGGGUGUGGAUUUGUUUCAGUGAGCCAUGCCUUGACUGACUACUGUGUAUGUUCCCUCCUCUCCUCAGGGAUGUGUUUGAGGAGCUGUCUGAGCUAGAGAGGACAGGGGCCAGUGGAGGAGCCUCUGAGGCAGGGAGGACUGUCCUGCAGCCCCUCUGAGCCACCAGGCUGUCAUCAGUCACACACACACCAAACAACACACACUCCGACAGCACUAAGCUCUCCCCAACAGAUGGGUCGGGUUUGGGAUGAAAGAGAACCCUUCUCCAGUACUACUGAUUGCCGUCCACAUUUUGCCAUCUUCAUGCACUUUGUCCCUUUUUAAAACAACAACAGGCCAUGGUAGCUUCUGUCACAAAGGCAGGCUCAGACGUCAGCACACAGACAGCCAACGUCCUUCUCUCCUGGUCCGUUCAGAAAUGAGACACACAGCGCACUCAAAAGAAAAGAAAGAGUUGACCGUUCUUUGUUUAUUCAACCCUGAGCGAUAUUAGCCCUGAACUUUCAAGGCUUCUAUAUUAAAUGUUCUAUGAUUUGUUGAAUAACUUGAUGUAAAAUAGUUUUUCUUGGCACAUGAUAUUAACUGUCAUGCAUUUAAGAACUUAAAUAGCAAGUGUCAGAUGCUAGAUGCAGAUGCUCCUUGGACUGUAUGGUUUUUACUUUUAAUUUCCAAUAUAAUUUAAAAAAUGUAUUCUUCUAAAAUAUAAUUUAGGGUAAGGAGGGUGUACCUUUUUGUUCUAUACAUUGCAUUCGGAAGGUAUUCAGACCCCUUAAAUAGUUUUUUCCCCUCAUCAAUCUACACACAAUACCCCAUAAUGACAAAGCAAAAACAGGUUUUUAGAAAUUUUUGCAAAAGUAUAAAAAAAAAUGACAAAUCACAUAUACAUAAGUAUUCAGACUCUACUCAGUAUUUUUUUGAAGCAUCUUUGGCAGCGAUUACAGCCUCGAGUCUUCUUGGGUAUGACGCUACAAGCUUGGCACACCUGUAUUUAGGGAGUUUCUCCCAUUCUUCUCUGCAUAUCCUCUCAAGCUCUGUCAGGUUUGAUGGGGAGCGUCGCUGCAUAGCUAUUUUCAAGUCUCUCCAGAGAUGUUCGAUCUGGUUCAAGUCCGGGAGUGGCUGGGCCACUCAAGAACAUUCAGAGACUUGUCCCGAAGCCACUCCUACGUUUUCUUGCCUGUGUGCUUAGAGUUGUUGUCCUGUUGGAAGGUGAACCUUCGCCCCAGUCUGAGCUCCUGAGCGCUUUGGAGCAGGUUUUCAUCAAGGAUCUCUGUAUUUUGCUCCGUUCAUCUUUCUCUCUAUCCUGACUAGUCUCCCAGUCCCUGCUGCUGAAAAACAUCCCCACAGCAUGAUGCUGCCACCACCAUGCUUCACUGUAGGGAUGGUGCCAGGUUUCCUCCAGACGUGACUCUUGGCAUUUAGGCCAAAGAGUUCAAUCUUGGUUUCAUCAGAACAGAGAAUCUUGUUUCUCACGGUCUGAGAGUCCUUUAGGUGCCUUUUGGCAAACUCCAAGUGGGCAGUCAUGUGCCUUUUACUGAGGAGUGGCUUCCAUCCGGCCACUCUACCAUAAAGACCUGAUUGGUGGAGUGCUGCAGAGAUGGUUGUCCUUCUGGAAGAUUCUCCCAUCUCCACAGAGGAACUCUGGAGCUCUGUCAGAGUGACCAUCGGGUCCUUGGUCACCUCCCUGAGCAAGGCCCUUCUCCCCUGAUUGCUCAGUUUGGCCGGGUGGCCAGCUCUAGGAAGGGUCUUAAUGGUUCCAAACUUCUUCUAUUUAAGAAUGAUGAAGGCCACUGUGUUCUUGGACCUUCAAUGAUGCAGAAAUGUUUUAGUACCAUUCCCCAGAUCUGUGCCUCGACACAAUCCUGUCUCGGAGCUCUACGGACAAUUCCUUCGACCUCAUGGCUUGGUUUUUGCUCUGACAUGCACUGUCAACUGUGGGACCUUAUAUAGACAGGUGUGUGCCUUUUCUAAAUCUUGUCCAAUCAAUUGAAUUUACCACAGGUGGACUCCAAUGACGUUGUAGAAACAUCUCAAGGAUGAUCAAUGGAAACAGGAUACACCUGAGCUCAAUUUUGAGUCUCAUAGCAAAGGGUCUGAAUGCUUAUGUAAAUAAGGUAUUCAUGUUUUUUAUUUGUAUUUAAUUAGCAAAAAAAUCGAGACCUGUUUUCUCUUUGCCGUUAUGGGGUGUGUUUUUUUUUAAGUUUGUUUUAUCCAUUUUAGAAUAAGACUGUAAUGUAACAAAAUGUUGAAAAAGGAAGUGUUCUGAAUACUUUCCGAAUGCACUGUGCAGCAAAACGUGGUGCAGUAUUUAUUUGGUGGCAUGGAUUUGCCAAUUCUGCUUAUUUGUUUAAAGUCUGUUCAUUAGAGUUGGGUGGUAGAGGAUGUUUCCAAUUUCUUUCAAUGAUUUACUUAUGGACUGUUUGUUGUUUUAGUCAUGUUUUAUAAAUCUCAACAAGCUAAACACAGUCGCUUGUCUUUUAUAAGCUUACGAUCCUAUGGGUUCCCUAGUGCAGGGGUUUUCAAACUGGGGUCUGCACAUUUAGCAUAUUUUUUGGAGGAACAAUAUUUUAUGAAUUUCGCUAGCUGCAACAGAAUACCAUCCUGGAUACCAUUUGUAUGCCUCUGCGUCUAGUAUGAAGGAAGUUCGAGGUAGUUUCAUGAGCCAAUGCUAUCUAGUGUUAGCGAAAUGACGAAGUCUACAGGAACAGUUAGCAUUCUAGCUGUUGCUCUUCAUCCUACUCUGGGAAAGUAAAUUAGAUAAAUGGCUUCAUUGCCAAAAUCUCGAACUAUCCCUGGAGGAAAUUAUCAUUGGAGCUAAUUACAGGGUUUUUUCUGUAUAGAACAAUUCUUAGGCGGGCCAUCUAAGUGGUAAUUUCGGGAUGGGAAGCGGACAAAACCGGAUAGAAGGCAUGCAGAAAAGAUAUUGAACUAUAUAUUUUUUUUAUAAUCCCAUCUUUUGAGAACUAACAAUCAAAUAAAAGAUAGUCAGAGAAUCUAACAUUUUUUAUUUAAAGAAAACAGGCAUUCAGGGCACAUUCCCAUUGAUUUUGUUAUGUUUGAGCAAAGGGAACACAACAUUAGCCAUGGCAAAAUGCAUAGAAUUGCAGGAAAUUAGCUUUUAAAACUGCAAAAUUGUCUCUCGGCUCCAUGCCAAACUAGAAUAGCUGGAAAUUGGCAUAAAAACUGCAAAACUUUAUCAGCUCAAUGGAAAAAUGUGUGGAAUUGCUGAAAAUGUGCUUUACAACAGCAACAUUUUCUCUACGCCGCCAAGAUACAGUACCUUUCUAGCUAAUAGACUAGAGCUUACACUUCCUCUUCCAAUGAACUGUAUGGAGGUCCAAAUAAUGUAACUGUCUACCAAAUCUAUUCAUUUUAAAAUGUUGAUUACUUCUACUUGCCAUUAUCAUUCACCUGUUAAGAUGUUACUUUUUUUGGCUAACAUAUGAUUGGGUGGUCCCUGGGUCGCCGGUCCCUGACCAAGAAAAGUUUGAAAACCCCGGCCCUAAUGCCUCCCAGUAAAGAACUGGUAGUUUAUAUUUAUUUUUCUAAAGAGCUUUACUUUGAAAGAUGCACAACUACUUUGUCUAGAAUGUGUUCUUCAAACCUCUGAAAAACAAUGCAGAAACCUGUAUUACAUGUGUAAGCUAUCCUGAAUAUGCUUUGCUUUUAAGAAGGCAUAACUAUUUAUACUGAACAAAAAUAAACGCAACAUUUAACAAUUUGACUGAGUUACAGUUCAUAUAAGGAAAUCGGUCAAUUGAAAUUUAUUCAUUAGGCCCUUAUCAUGGAUUUCACAUGACUGGGCAGGAGCGCAGCCAUGGGUGGUUCUGGGAGUGCAUAGGCCCACCCACUGGAGAGCCAGGCCCAGCCAAUCAGAAUUAGUUUUUCCCCACAAAGUGGCUUUAUUACAGACAGAAAUACUCCUCAGUUUCAUCAGCUGUCCGGGUGGCUGGUCUCAGACGAAGCCGGAUGUGGAGGUCCUAGGCUGGUGUGGUUACACGUGGUCUGCGGUUGUGAGGCUGGUUGGACAUACUGCCAAACUCUUUAAAACGACGGAGGUGGCUUAUGGUAGAGAAAUGAACAUUCAAUUCUCUGGCAACAGCUCUGGUUGAUAUUCCUGCAGUCAGCAUGCCAAUUGCACGCUCCCUCAAAACUUGAGACAUCUUGGCAUGACAAAACUGCACAGCACAAGGUGCACCUGUGUCGUGAUCAUGCUGUUUAAUCAGCUUCUUGAUAUGACACACCUGUCAGGUGGCUGGAUUAUCUUGGCAAUGGAGAAAUUUUCACUAACAGGGAUGUUAACAAAUUUGUGCACAACAUUUGAGAGAAGCCUUUUGUGCAUAUGGACAAAUUCUGGGAUCUUUUAUUUCAGCUCAGGAAACGUUGGACCAAUACUUUACAUGUUGCGUUUAUAUUUUUGUUCAGUAUAUUUUAACAAAGGUCUCAGUUUAAAAUUGCCAGCUCGGAUGUCUCAUCACACCUUUUAUUUUUUUCUCUCCAUCUGACAAGGCCAGUAUUCACAUCUUUUAGACAUGCUUUUGCUAAGAUUAGGGUUUGUCUAGCUAUUUUCUGGUCUCCUGCUUGCAUAAAUGAGGAGAAUAAACGGGUGUCAUGUUGACGUGAGUGUCUGAUGUGGAGUAGCAGAGCUUUUUAGUUGUUCAGGCUCCAGUAUUUGACUCUUCCUACAGUGCAUUUUAAUAAAAAUGUAUGUGAAAACAAUUGUUUUGGAUGUUUUAAUUGCCAUCAAUGUUAAGUUGUAAGUAGUGUCCACAGUCAGUAGUGCAGUUUGAUUGUGAAAAUAGAGUAGUCUGUCUAGUUCCAUAGGUAAUAGGCCAUCAACAAUCACAAAAGGGCUGCCAUGGUCCGUGGCUAUCACUUUUGGAAAUGGACAGUUCAUUAAUGGUCAAGGAGUCGUCUGUGCAAGUUUCAAAAUCCAUUCAAUGCAAAGUCCUUCCAUUGCAGGUGGUUCUUCUUGGUGGGCACCUGUCUUGGCUUCAUUUCUUGGUCAGAGGCACCAGGUGUCUGCCGGUGAAUCUGAAUAACUCAUUCAUAAUGUCGCUUUCCUCCUGCAACAUCUGGGAGCACAGAUAGACAACUGUUACAAGGGAAAUCAUUGAAAAAUGUUCAUAUCCCACUGGGCACACACUGGUUGA